GUGUUUUCAUUUCAUCGGGCGCGCGGGGAAGAGUACGAUCAGAAAAAGUCCAUCGAUAUAGACUGCUGCCAAAACAAAGAAGGAUCUGAAAUAAUCAUGCUAACGAGGUCAGAUCUGAAUCAGAUUCUGAUGUCCUUGGGAUUCCCAUUAUUAGUCACCAAGUAUUUCACGACGUGAUAAACAACUGCAACACUUUGCUGCACUGCACUCUCCUAUGUCAUGAUCUAUGGAUGGCUUUGUCUGCUGAGAACUAACUCUACUAGAUGAAACUAAAAAGCAAAACAUUCCUAGUCAUUAUGAUGGCAGGUUUUCUUUUUGGAGAACUCCUCGGAGCAUCAGGCAGUUCAUUUGGAGACUUUGUGAGUGAAGCAUUUUUAACCGAUGAUGCACAGCUUAUCUACGAAGGUCGUACAAUUACCUACAGAGCCAGUCCCCGAAGGAAUGCAUUUCCAGUAUUGUAUGUGGGCAAGGCUGUCGACCAAGCCUCUGGGAUUACUGCUACGGCUGGUGAAAUAGAAAACAUCAGUCAUUCGGAAGAUGCAAGUCAAAAAGCGGUUGCAAAAUUACUAGCUGUUCUUCGAGAAAGAGGAUUGCUUCUCGACCAGGUUCAGAAAACUCUACCAAAUUCGUCUCCCACGAAUAUUGUACCUGUGGAGCCGGAACCCAAAGUGCCCGAGCCACAGCCGAGCGUAACACCGGAACAAGUGGAUCAGGAACAGGAUUCUGACGAUAGUUCUCGACAGCCAGACGACGAUGGGCAAGAUUCUAACUCUGUUAGUAUCCCUCCUCCUCUGUCUGAACCAGGCUGCGAAAGCUCCCAAGAUAAGAAGGAAAACGUGGGAGGUUUAGAGGAACCGCAUUGUGAGGAACGGAACCAAGACCAGGUGCCAGACGAGGAAUGCAGUAAGAGUGAUCCCCAACCAGACUAUCCAGGAUCUGAUGAGCCGGAAGAAGAGCAGGAGUUACUUGAUGGUUAUGCAGGUUGGUGGUCCAUACGUACAUUGAUGACUGUGGCUGUAGCGACCAUCGUUGCUUUAGGUUCCUGUUAUUUGUUAGACAGAUAUCAACUCUUGCCAGGCAAUGUCUCCGUGUUGUUGUCAGCCAUUUUUAGUAUCGCUGUAGCCGGUACAUUUGGGACUUCCAAGAUUCUUUAUGUAUUGUUUAAUGCUCUUUCAAAGGGUGUACAGAAAGCAAUAAACGUAACUCUAAAGCUGUCCAAAUCAUUCUCAAAUCUUCAAGGAGUUCUCCAGCCAAUUGGCGCUGUUUUUGAAGUUGUUCCUGAUUGCAAAGGAUCAUAUGCUGCAUAUGUGAUGAAAAAAUCGCACCCCACGACAGACAUGCUGGCACCAAAAUAUAACUACCAGCUGACGUCAACUUGUAAAGGGAUCGCCUUCAUUCUGAACAACUUUGACUUUGAUGAGAGCGAGCGAAAAGGCUCUGAAAUUGACCUCAGCAAUGUCAAGCACCUGUUUCUUGAGCUUGGGUAUCGGAUUGUUGUCCAUGAAAAUCUCACUGGAAAGAAAAUUGUGGAAUGCUUUCAACACUUUGCUGACAUGUUUAAUGAAGCCUCUUAUGACUCUGCUGUGGUUGUGUUGAUGAGCCACGGUGAUACCGGGGUGAUUCUGGGCACCGACCUUGUUAAGGUCAAGCUGCGAGACCUGGAGAGAGAACUGGAAGGGGACAAGUGUCGGGGACUGAACGGCAAACCCAAGAUGUUCUUUGUACAAGCAUGUCGAGGAGACCAUCCAAUAAUUGCACCUGUUGUUGCCGAUAGACCGUCCCCGGAUGUACCACUUGGUGAAGAGUGGGACUACCCUGAGUCUCUUGAAUGUGUACCAGAUAAUGAUUUUGUGACGCACACAGCUGACAGAGCGGAUGCUCACAUCGCUUUUUCUACAACAGAAGGUCACUGGUCAUUGAGGAGUGAAGUGAUUGGUUCUUUCUUCGUUCAAGCUUUGUGCGAGGUGUUCUUUGCCAACGCCCACCGGGACAAUUUGGAUACACUUAUGAACAAGGUUGCUUACAGAGUGGAUCGAAUGAAAGGAAGACUAUUUGACCAUGCAACCCUAAAAUGGAUCACUGUGAAGCAGACUCCAGAAUGUAUCAAACGAGGCAUGAGAAAGUCCCUCUACUUCCUCCCUAAAUACACGGCAGAAAAGAUAGCUACAUAACCAGGCAGGGGCAGAACAGGUCUGUGUGCUAUAGACGCCUAACUUGAGACGCACUGAGACAUUUAACUUGAGACUGAUUGCAAUACCAUGGUCUAUAUUUUAAGUUUAAAUCUUAAAUCUUAAGAACCUUUGUUGCAAGCUUGCUUUAAUCUGUGCUUUGUUUUGGUAAGUCAAAUGACGCAACAUAACUUUUGCCUAGGCUCAAAACAAAAUUGAAUGACUUCAGCAGCAUUCAAUUUUGCGUGAAAUAGGUUUGGUGGUUAAAUUGGCUUCUCAUUUGCCGAAAUUUACCUAUAUUAGAAAACCCAUAUUAGGGUUGAAAUUCCAGGCCACUUGUCUGCAUUUAUAAUGUCUUUUUUGUGUAAUUUGUACUCGAUUCCUAUUUACCAUCUUAUAUUUGGCAAUUGCACAAAAUAAAUGUACAUUUAUUUUGUUUUAAUUGUAUUCUAUUAAACAUCAAUAAGCCCAAUUGCCAAUGGACCGAUCCGGCCUGUCAAUCAAACUGUGCUCGUUCACCUAUUUGACCAAUCACAGCAAUGAUUGUGGU
Messenger RNA from Asterias rubens (European starfish), 2718 nucleotides. RefSeq lists its product as uncharacterized. The transcript is spliced from 14 exons. The record is from RefSeq and is a predicted model, not a curated record. Gene Ontology annotation, molecular function: cysteine-type endopeptidase activity. Lineage: Eukaryota; Metazoa; Echinodermata; Asteroidea; Forcipulatida; Asteriidae. Bases 264 to 2171 code for a protein of 635 amino acids. Gene Ontology annotation, biological process: proteolysis.